CUUCUCUGUACCGUAACCGGAAUGAUGAGAGUGCAGCAAAGUAGCCCGAAAAAGCUUGUCACCCAACCCAUUAUCCAAAUUUAGGAUUAAGAUUUCGAAGGAUUUUCCGCUGUUUUACGUCUGGAUUUGUGCUCUCUGAGAACUGCCAUCUGAGAAUAUAAGCUCGAGUCAGAACAAUGGGAGUUCCUGGAGGUAGAGGUGUUGAGGCGAUGGAAGUCGAAGUUCCUGGAGGUGCAGAUGCGCCUGCUGGUGAUGGGGACGUGGGUGAGAAAAAGGAUGUAGAUCUUCUGACAAUCCAUGACCUCCGUGAGCACACUAGGCAAAUAGAAAAGGCUGUUCAAAACAAGGAGCCACGCUUCAUUCUACGUGUUCUUCGGGCCCUUCCUAACACCAGGCGUAAACUAAAUCCCGUUGUCCUGCGUGGUAUAAUUGGAGGCUUUUACACUCGUUCAGCAGUAGAAAAAGAUGCUCUUCUUGCCUGGGUAGAGGAGCCGAUGGACACAGAGGGUGCGCAGGCAGCCAUUCAGCGAUUCCGCAGCUCUGCGUUGCCGUUGCUACCUGAAAUCGAUGCAUACGUUCAUCUGCUAGUCCUUGUCAGGCUCAUAGACACCCAUAAACACGAGGAUGCUGUGCGUUGUUCCGAGGCCCUCGUUCAGAAGAUUACUGCGCAGAAUCGAAGAACAAUCGAUCUCAUCGCAGCAAAGUGUUACUUUUACCAUACCAGAGCAUACGAACUUACUAAUCAACUGGACAAGAUCAGAGGUUUUUUGCACUCAAGAUUGAGGACUGCUACCCUGCGCAACGAUUAUGAGGGCCAAGCUGUACUGAUAAACUGCCUGCUACGUAACUACUUACAUUAUAAUUUGUACGACCAGGCAGACAAGCUGGUUCUUAAAUCCACAUUUCCAGAAACAGCUAGCAAUAAUGAAUGGGCUAGAUUUCUGUACUACUUAGGUAGAAUAAAGGCUGCUCGGCUUGAGUACUCAGCUGCCCACAAGUAUUUGGUACAGGCCAUGCGAAAAGCACCUCAAACCACUGCUGUUGGAUUUCGACAAACUGUUCAGAAGCUGGCCGUUACCGUCGAGCUUUUACUAGGAGAUAUUCCAGAACGGCAGAUAUUUAGGCAGGCAGCAUUACGUCGCUCGCUUGCUCCUUACUUUCAGUUAACUCAGGCAGUUAGACUUGGAAACUUGCAACGCUUCGGGGAGGUGUUGGAAAAUUUCGGUCCCCAGUUUCGCUCGGACCACACUUUCACGCUGAUUCUCCGGCUGAGACACAACGUUAUCAAGACUGCUAUUCGAUCCAUAGGGUUGUCCUACUCCCGUAUAUCCCCUGCAGAUAUUGCCAGAAAACUUGGUCUUGAUUCUGGUGUUGAUGCAGAAUUUAUUGUGGCAAAGGCAAUACGUGAUGGAGUUAUCGAGGCAACGCUUGAUCCAGAGAAUGGAUACAUGCGCAGCAAGGAAACGACUGAUAUAUACUGUACUAGGGAGCCACUGCUCGCUUUCCAUCAGCGUAUCACCUUCUGCUUAGACCUACACAAUCAGAGUGUUAAGGCAAUGCGCUAUCCUCCAAAAUCGUAUGGAAAAGAUUUGGAGUCUGCGGAGGAACGUAGAGAGCGUGAACAGCAGGAUUUGGAACUUGCCAAGGAAAUGGCAGAAGAGGACGAUGAUGGAUUCCCAUAAAUAAGUUAUCAUCUUCGACAGUGUGCGCGAUUAUUAUAAAUAAAAUUAUUCAUUUUCUGUAACGAUUAAAUUAAUAAAACAAUGUUUCGACAA
This is a messenger RNA of Neodiprion virginianus, 1775 nucleotides long. RefSeq names its product probable 26S proteasome non-ATPase regulatory subunit 3 (gene Rpn3). The transcript has 2 exons. Gene Ontology annotation, biological process: ubiquitin-dependent protein catabolic process; regulation of protein catabolic process. Bases 177 to 1682 code for a protein of 501 amino acids. Gene Ontology annotation, molecular function: enzyme regulator activity. The record is from RefSeq and is a predicted model, not a curated record. Gene Ontology annotation, cellular component: proteasome complex; proteasome regulatory particle, lid subcomplex. NCBI's taxonomy places the organism in Eukaryota, Metazoa, Arthropoda, Insecta, Hymenoptera, Diprionidae.